Messenger RNA from Fusarium subglutinans, 2190 nucleotides. RefSeq names its product ARO80-positive transcription regulator of ARO9 and ARO10. NCBI's taxonomy places the organism in Eukaryota, Fungi, Ascomycota, Sordariomycetes, Hypocreales, Nectriaceae. Gene Ontology annotation, biological process: aromatic amino acid catabolic process; positive regulation of transcription by RNA polymerase II. The transcript has 5 exons. Gene Ontology annotation, cellular component: nucleus. Gene Ontology annotation, molecular function: zinc ion binding; DNA-binding transcription factor activity, RNA polymerase II-specific. The record is from RefSeq and is a predicted model, not a curated record. Bases 1 to 2190 code for a protein of 729 amino acids.
AUGGAGAGCCCGGAUCAUCCCAGCAGUACCCGACAAUUCAAGCGCAGCUACGUCGCAUGCGUUUCGUGCCGAGCGCGCAAAUCAAGAUGUAUCGUCAAAGACAACCCUCCCUGCGCUAAAUGUGCCAGGGAGCACCGCGAGUGUCGCUUUGAUCGCCGGCCCAGGGCUCCCAAACACCGCGACGCCCCGAAAUGGACCCGUGGGAAUGUAGACGCGGCGCCCGCCACUCAACCCGUUCAGGUGGCGAAUCACUCCCCUUCAGAGGACCUUGGCUUUAAUUCGUCGCCGAAUAAUGCUAACCAUCCACUGUACAACCGGGUUCAGUCGACAAUAGUCACUGGGACUAAUGAUGCGCUGGACUUUCUGUCAAGCGCUGCAGGACAGCAUAGCAUCGCUGGUUCAGCGCCAUCUCAAGACCAUCAGUCAGCGAGCAAUGUCCAGAACGACGGUCCCAAAGUCGUAUCAGAUAUGUGGGACAAGUGUCGCUUCGUUCGUCAGGGCUGGUUUACGGCACAAGAGGCUGUCACCUACAUUGACCUCUUCUGCGAAAAGCUUGCACCACUAUCUCCUGUCGUCCUUGACCAAUUCCGCAGCCAUGCAUCUCAUGAGCAUCUCGUUUACAGGGAAGCCAUGCUAUGUUGCACCCUGCUCAUGAUCUCAUCCCGGUUCUUCACACUGCCGGGCGCAGGCGGUACAUCUAGAAGUCACUAUGUCCAUCAGCGCCUCUGGAGUCACUGCGAAGUCCUCAUUCGACGCAUCGUCCUGGGCCAGGAGAAGACCUCCACCUCCCAGACAAGAACCAUCGGCACAAUAGAGAGCCUGAUUUUGAUAUCCGAUUGGCACCCUCGCGCUCUGCAUCUCCCUCCCGAGACAGAUGGCUGGGAUGGUCUUCUCGUCACGCCUGGUUACGACCGAGUCAAUCGCAAGCAUAUCAACAACGAAGUCCCUCUCAUUCGCUGGCGCGAAGAUGUCUUUGAACCAGCAAAGCGGGCGAAUAGAAUGUCAUGGAUGCUCCUCGGUAUUGCUAACAACCAGACAGGCGAUAUAGGCCAUCCCGUGCAUGCUGAAGUCCUUCGUGGCCGCCGAGCUCAGAAGCUCCUCUACAACUAUUUGACCCAGACUGCCACUAGACUCGGCUAUCCUUCUGUCUUUCCCGAGAGCAUAUCUGUCAUUGCAUCUCGCCUGCCCAUGCCAGAUGCGAGUGAAUCAAUAGAUCAGUCGUGGAUAUCUUACAUGGACCUCAGUUUGGAGCUUACCCAACUGUCGCGUACAGCAUCUUCAAUGCUUUUUCACUCGGCAGCCCAUCUACAAACACAAGUGCUCGGAGAUCACUAUGUAGACCUUCUUGAACACUUUUCCCUGUCUCUGUCUAAGUGGCAAGAGAAGUUCAACAGCAUGAGCCAAGACAUCGCGUCACCACUCAAAGACACACUGUUAGUUGAGUUCCAUCAUACCAAAGCAUGUACAGGGGCCAUCUCCAUUCAGGCUGUAGUCGCCCGAGCUUCCUCCGCUGGUUUCACAGCUGCAACCACCAACUCCGAUGAAGCUCUAUCAGCAUUCAUAACCCCGAAAGACGCCAAGUUCCUCCAAGAGGUUAUCUCUGAUACCAAAAAGGUUCUCCAUAUCGCAACGCUGAGUGGCUUCAGAGACCAUCUCCCUUUUGCACCAGCCCGUGUCAAGAUUAGCGUCAUUAGUUCAUCCGUCUUUCUUCUCAAGGCUCUCAGCGUUGGCUCCAUCCAUACGGAUGUGAACGACGCUUUGUACACUUUAGACCAAUGCACAUCAACACUUAAACAGUGUCCUGCGGAUGACAUGGACUUUGCCUUGAGAUAUGCGGAUCUCAUCGAGAAACAUACUGCACAGUUUCGAGCUCAUCUUACACAGCCUAGAGGUCUAAGCUCUGGUCAUCGCAGUGGGCGGGCUUCGAUUGCGAGGAAUGUGGUUCAAGGGCAGACUAGCAUUAAUGGUCCAAACUCAUUCUUGUCUAGUCUAGAUUCUCAACAGCUCGGUGAUGAUGGCGCAAUGAUGAACUUUGAUAUGGGGGAUACGUGGGUGCCUCUUCCGUUUGACUCAAGCAUAGCUCCUUUUAGCGAAGGGGGUGAUCAAGUUGCUCUGGGGCUGGAUGUUGACGCAUUGAACUUCCUCUGGAGUUUGCCCGAGCUUGUGCAGGGCGAGACCGGUUUCGCCUAG